Rhododendron vialii is the source of this 1793-nucleotide messenger RNA. RefSeq names its product pyruvate dehydrogenase E1 component subunit alpha-3, chloroplastic-like. Gene Ontology annotation, cellular component: intracellular membrane-bounded organelle. Gene Ontology annotation, biological process: pyruvate decarboxylation to acetyl-CoA. Gene Ontology annotation, molecular function: pyruvate dehydrogenase (acetyl-transferring) activity. The transcript has 3 exons. The record is from RefSeq and is a predicted model, not a curated record. The coding region runs from base 310 to 1590 and encodes 426 amino acids. Lineage: Eukaryota; Viridiplantae; Streptophyta; Magnoliopsida; Ericales; Ericaceae.
AUUUAUUUCCCAAGCAGAACAUGAUACCUCCGGCUUGCUUGAAUCAUCAACCCCAGUAACUGAUUUCGUGUGCGUGGCAUUCUUGAUUGUUUGACUCUAUGCCCCCGUUAGUAACACCUGCAAUUACCAAACUUCUCCCUCGCUUUCUCCGCCCCCGCUUUAAACUCUCUCUCCCCCUUUCUCUGUCAUCUCGCAACAAGAAGCUCGUUCGUUCCAAAGUGCAAGCAAACAAAGCUCUCUCCCCUUGUCUCUCUGAGACCCCUUAUCAAACACCUUGGUGACACACUAAUUCAUUCAUCUGCCGACGCAAUGGCUUCGGCUUUCUCCGCAAUCAAAACUAUGAAUCAACCUCUCCAUCGCACUACGAAUAACCCUUUCAGUAAACCCACCUCACCUUUCCUCGGAUCAGGCCGUGAAUUCCGCCCGGUUCCUUCAUCUGCUCCGGUUCGCCGCCAAUCAACCAUCGUUGCCGUCUCCGAUGUUGUCAAGAAAAAAAGGACCAAUUCCAUUCCCUUUUCCGGCUCCGAUCCGCUGAUCACAAGAGAGGAAGGCUUGGAGUUAUUCGAGGACAUGGUGUUGGGCAGGGGUUUCGAAGAUAUGUGUGCGCAGAUGUAUUACAGAGGCAAAAUGUUUGGCUUUGUUCAUCUGUAUAACGGCCAAGAAGCUGUAUCCACAGGUUUCAUCAAACUCUUAACCAAGGAAGAUUCUGUUGUUAGCACCUACCGCGAUCACGUUCAUGCCCUCAGUAAAGGUGUGCCUGCACGCCAAGUCAUGAGCGAGCUUUUUGGCAAGACUACUGGCUGCUGCCGUGGACAGGGUGGGUCCAUGCACAUGUUCUCCAAAGAGUUUAAUGUUCUCGGUGGUUUUGCUUUCAUCGGCGAGGGAAUUCCAGUGGCCACUGGUGCUGCAUUCACCUCCAAGUACCGGAGAGAGGUGCUGAAAGAGGCGGAUUCUGAUCAUGUGACGUUGGCUUUCUUUGGGGAUGGUACUUGUAAUAAUGGCCAGUUCUUUGAGUGCUUGAACAUGGCAGCACUGUGGAAACUGCCUAUUGUGUUUGUGGUGGAGAACAAUUUGUGGGCAAUCGGGAUGUCCCAUUUGAGGGCGACUUCUGACCCUGAGAUUUGGAAGAAGGGUCCUGCAUUUGGGAUGCCGGGAGUGCAUGUCGAUGGGAUGGAUGUGUUAAAAGUGAGAGAGGUGGCUAAGGAGGCCAUUGGGAGGGCCAGGAGAGGGGAGGGACCAAGCUUGAUUGAAUGUGAGACAUACAGGUUUAGGGGACACUCAUUGGCUGAUCCUGAUGAGCUUCGUGACCCUGCUGAGAAGUCUCACUAUGCAACAAGAGAUCCCAUCACAGCCUUGAAGAAGUACAUGUUUGAGCACAAUCUUGUAAAGGAAGAUGAGUUGAAAGCCAUAGAGAAAAAGAUUGAUGAGAUGAUGGAAGAUGCUGUGGAAUUCGCAGAUGCAAGCCCACUUCCACCCAGACCUCAGCUUUUAGAGAAUGUCUUUGCAGAUCCUAAAGGUUUUGGGAUUGGCCCUGACGGGCGGUACAGAUGCGAGGAUCCCCAAUUCACUCAAGGCACUGCUCAUGUCUAAUAUCUCAGUGUCAGAUUUCUUGUUUUCUGCUCAAUAAUCAAAAGCUGUAAUCAGAUAUUUUUCUCCCGUCCCCUUUUUUGAACUCGUUUGUAUCCCAAUUACUUUCAUGAUAGUGUGUGUGCACGCUGUUGUUUUUUGUUUGAGAUUCCGCCGGCAAAGUGCUACCGAGUUGUAUUCGAGUUUGCUAUAGCUUCUUAUCUCCA